Eurytemora carolleeae is the source of this 4274-nucleotide messenger RNA. RefSeq lists its product as uncharacterized. Bases 365 to 2086 code for a protein of 573 amino acids. Lineage: Eukaryota; Metazoa; Arthropoda; Copepoda; Calanoida; Temoridae. The transcript has 16 exons. The record is from RefSeq and is a predicted model, not a curated record.
UCAGUUCUAUUCAAUACCGGAGACAAGACUGAGUAAACCACGAGAUCUCAACCAGAGACAAAGGAUUUAUCAGGAAUCUUUGCAAGGUUUCAUCCUCUCACGAUGUGGUGGGAUUAAUUGAACAUGUGACCUGUCUCCAGGUUCAGACUAAGGCUAUAAAGAGAAGAAUCCAUCCUAAACCAUCCAGAAAUUAACCGUGAAUGUUAUAGAUAAAGUUGGUCCGACCUUUCUCUGCGAAUAUCAAAAUAUUUUGCGAGCUAAGACGAAAAUGAAAAACACUUAUCUACUCCGGGAAUCUUGUGGAUAUUUACACAAUAGAUAAAUAGAUAGAUAGAUAGACUUGAAGCUAGAUAUUUUGGAUAAUAUGAGAGGAACUUCCUUGCUCUGGGUUCUUUUCUUGGCUAGGCUACCAACAGAGUUCGCGUCAGGAGUUUGUGAAUUGCCUCCCAGCUGGGUUGGGAACUGGUUUGAGUCUGGUGUACGUGAAGGGGUAAAUAUAACUCUGCUAGAACUCUCACACAAGGGAACCUGUAUACGGAGCAGGCAGCAGAACCAGUUUAUCUUUAAAGAUAGACACGAGGGCUGCUACCGAUGUUUAUCUAUGUACGAGAAACAUGCUAAUAUCCUGCAGUACAAGGAGAGUAGGUGUGUUGCAGAUAGAACCCAUAGACAGAUAUGCCACAGCAUAUCUGUUGAUGAACCAUUGAAAACUCUUUUCCGGGUUCGGUCAGCUCCGGAGCUCUGUCCAAUCACAGGUCAUUUUACGUUUUCAUACAGUCGAGGGCACGGUGAAUGUGGAUACCCUCUCUCCUCCCUAUCCCAGUGCAGGAAUGGAUCCUCAUUAGUGUUCAGAUACCAAGCCUGCCCGGAUAUUAAAGGUUCGGAGAGUGGAAUAGAAUGGGCUCACUGUGUCGCAAGUUGGAGAGAAGGGAGCACAGACUAUUUCGUGGCAAGAUUAGAACAUCCUCUCUCUUCAUCCUGGGAUCAUGAAAGCAGUUUCCGAUGUUUUGUUUACAAGAAGAACUACUCCGGGUUCCUGGUUUCAAUGUCAGGGGGAGCAGAGUGUAACCUGUAUACAGCCACAGAGGGUCAUACCACAUUCAAGAUUAAAAAAUUAGAGGAGAGUGAAACUAGAUGUGAAUAUCCGACCUGGUUCAGGAACCAUAGAAGAUAUAUGAGUAUAGAUGCUGCUCAUCAAUAUCAUCUUAAUCACAAGGGAACCAUCCUUUCUCUCAGAGGAAAAGAGGAGGACGGAUCUGAAGGUUUGACCCAGGAAAACAAGCUGACCGCUGGGUUGGAAGAAAUCAAAAACCUAGAAUGUUCCAAAAUCUACGAAAAUUCUGAAAAUUCGACAAAAAUGGUUGUUCUUUCUACUAUGGACUGUGAGAGUGGAUUUCAAUGUGUCCAGCUUGAGAAGGUUUCGGAGAACGUGGUUCGUCUCCAGGUUGGCAGAUUAACACACACCAAGGAUGAAGCCUGUCAUCCCCAACUCUUCUUCAAUAAUAUCCAUCCUAUUCUACUGACAAGUCUUCAUUUGAGCAGCCAAGUUUGUCCGUUGAGUGGACAAUACAAGAUCAGAUCUGAUCUGUCUCCAGGAGCAGCAGUGUCCAUCUCCUCCGUACCUAAGAUGGACCUGGAUAUCUCCUCUGUAUCUGAGGUGGACAUGAAUACAAAGUGCCCUUCUCUUCUCUCCUCAUGUACAAACACACAUACUCUAACAUUCUCACAUAACUGUGGAAAAUCUGUUCAAGAUUAUAACUGUCAUGACUCCUGGGAGACAGGGUUGAAUCAGAAGAUGUUGAUUCUCUCACAGUCCGCUUUAAGUGCCAAGAAAUUCUGUAUUAUCGUCAAUAAGACCAAAGACGACCUGAGCCUUGUUGUGCGAACCACGUGCGAUACGGAAGCUGAAACAACUGGUGAUUCAAAAAAGAUUGCGACAACCUAUCAUGGUGACUGUUCUCCAACUGCACUGGCUACAGCGAAUGGUAUCUCCAGUUGGCAACUAUCUUCGGUUUUACUUGAUCUCAUUCUCAUGCACGUCUUUCAAUCUCUUCGGGGAGUUAACAUGGAUCCAGAUUUCAUUUAAAUGUGAACAAAAUUUAUUCUUACUUUUUAAAAUCUUUGUUAAACGUUCUCCUUCUAUCUUUCAUCCUAAGCUUCCUUACUUUUUUAUCUCUCAUUUAUCCUUUAUCACACAUAUUUCCUAACCUAUCUUUUUUAUCAUUCAUACUUCCAAACCUAUCUUUUCCCUUUAUCCUUCAUCCUACAUACUUCCUAACCUAUAUUUUUCCUUUAUCCUUUAUCCUACAUACUUCCUAACCUAUCUUUUCACUUUAACCUUCAUCUUAUAUGCUUCCUAACCUAUCUUAUCCCUUUAUCCUUCAUCCUACAUACUUCCUAACCUAUCUUUUCCCUUUAUCCUUCAUCCUACAUACUUCCUAACCUAUCUUUUCCCUUUAUCCUUUAUCUUACAUACUUCAUAACCUAUCUUUUCCCUUUAUCCUACAUACAUCCUAACCUAUCCUUUCCCCUUACCCUUUAUCUUACACACUUCCUAUUCUAUCCUUUCCUUUUUCCCUUUAUCUUACAUACUUCCCGACCUAUCUUUUUCCUUUAUCCUUCAUCCUACAGACUUCCUAACCUAUUCUUUCCCUUAAUCUUUCAUACUUUUAAACCUAUCCUUUCCCUUUAUCCUACAUUUUCCCUAACCUAUCCUUUCCCUUUAUCCUUUAUUCUACAUACUUUCUACCCUAUUUUUCCAUUUUUCCUUUAUCCUACAAACUUCCUAACCUAUCUUUUUCCUUUGUCCUUUAUCCUGCAUACUUCGUAACCGAUCCUUUCCAUUUUUCCUUUAUCCUACAUACAUCCUAACCUAUCCUUUCCAUUUAUAUUUCAUACUUCCUAACCUAUCCUUUCCAUUUAUAUUUCAUACUUCCUAACCUAUCCUUUCCAUUUUUCCUUUAUCCUACAUUGUCAUAAAACUUUCCAAUUUUAUAUUUUUCCCCACCAUUUUCUCUGAGCUAAAAUUGUAUUGUAUCUCUCUGCAGUUGGAAUGAUUAUAUUUGUGUUAAAUGUGUGAACCUGCUGAGAUUUCAGUGGAUAGGGUGGUGAAGGACUUGAUGAAAUAGAAAAUGAAAAUUGAAAAUUAAACUUCAUGGGGUGCCAAUGGGGUUUAUUAAAUAAAAGAUUCUUUUCUAUUCAAUUAUUUUUCUGGAAAUUUCCACCGGUUCCUUUAAAUCCAGUUUAUCCCAGACAUUUCCCAACUCUUGAACUCCCAAUUGUGUAUUUUAAUAAAAGCGAGGGGAGCCCGUCUCUGGGAAUAGAAUUUUAGAUCUUGUGACUUUUAUCAUUUUCUUUAAACCUUCUCCAUCCUACAUCUUACACCUUCUCUAUCCUAGACCUUUUCCAUCCUACACCUUCUCCAUCCUGCACCUUCUGUAUCCUACACAUUCUUCAUUCUACACACCUUCUCUUUCCUGCACCUCCUUCAUCCUGCUUCAUCUCCAUCCUAUACCUUCUCUGUCUUACACAUUCUCCAUCCAGCACCUUCUCUAUACUACACCUUAUCCAUCCUGCACCUUCUCCAUUCAAUACCUUCUCUAUCUUACACCUUUUCCAUCUUACACCUUCUCUAUCCUGCGCAUUCUUCAUUCUACUCCUUCUCCAUCCUGUACCUUCUCUAUCCUACACCUUCUCCAUCCUGCACCUUCCCUAUCUCAAACUUUCUCUAUCCUUCACCUUCUUCAUUCUACUCCUUCUCCAUCCUUCACCUUCUCCAUCCUACACCUUCUCUAUCCUAAACCAUAUCUAUCCUACACCUUCUCUAUCUUACACCUUCUCCAUCCUACACCUUCUCUAUCCUACACCUUCUCUAUCAUACACCUUCUCUAUCCUACACCUUCUCUAUCUUACACCUUCUCUAUCCUACACCUUCUCCAUCCUACACCUUCUCUUAUUAAGGGAUUGUUAAUAAGAAGAUGAAUCGUAAGAUUGGUCUGAUAUUUGUAAUAUUAAUUUCUUUGCUGCUUGAAAAUUGAUUAUUCGAAUUUUUCUAAUAUUUUGAUCUUUUAUACAGUUUGCAGUAUAUUUAGAUCUUAUAGGUGUUGCUGUUUAAAUGUUAUUGUUAAUAUUAUGUACCGGCCGGUUUAUGCGCUGUGUUUACUGUACUUUUUAAACUGGUUCUACGUUUCCGGGAUCUCUUCUAGUAUUUUUAUAAAGAUGUAACUUUGCAAUUGUAUGUAGUACAUAUAUGUUAAUUAAAAAUUCUCACAAAA